AUCGUAAGCAAAUGGAUGGGUCUGACCCUUUUUGGCCUCAAAAUGGCAGGCACCGGGAAAUGCCUUCUUGUCACCGGCCCUCCUGGUGUCGGAAAAACCACAUUGAUCAUGAGAGUGUUCGACAUGAUUAGGGUUUCCAACCCUAACUUAAAGAUCCAAGGUUUCUACACUCAAGAGAUGAGGGAACGAGGACAAAGGGUUGGUUUUCAAGUGGUCACCUUGGAUGGCCGCACAAGUUUGCUUGCUUCUUCCACUGUUUCUAGUCAAGAAUCAAUGACAUGGCCUAAUGUUGGCAAGUACAAAGUGGACAUUGCAUCCUUCGAGUCUAUAGCAUUGCCUGAGCUUCAGGUCAAAGACGAUACCCAUCUUUUCAUCAUUGAUGAAGUUGGCAAGAUGGAGAUGUUUAGUCCAUCCUUCUUUCCGGCUGUCCUCAAGGUUUUGGGGUCCAACAUUCCUCUUCUUGCUUCCAUUCCUAUCCCAAAAUUUGGUCGAGAUCUUCCUGGAGUGGCAAGGUUGAAGAACCAACCGGGAGUGACUGUAAUCACCCUGAGUGAGAGUAACAGAGACUCCAUGAAAGAACAUAUCUUUGAUGCGCAUUCAAGGUUAGAGAGGUUUGUAUGUGUUAUUAUGGAAGGCCUCAAUGUGCUGACAAAAGAGGUUGAUGAUAAUGGAGUUCCACAUCCUUCCACCAAUGUUGAUUACCAUCUUAGCUUUCUUUUAGCUUCGCAUUUGAGUAACCCAGAUCUCACCCCUCAGCAGAUUGCAGAGGCUUCAAGAUGUACUGCUGCCGCUGCUUCUAUGGCUGCUAAGGCCGCCAGAGCUACUGCAGAUGAGAAAGCCGCUGUUGCAGCAAAAGCCGUCGCUGCUGCUAAAACCGCUUUAGAUUUGAUUGCUUCCUUCCCUCCUAGCCAGGGACUCGUCCAAGACGCAUGUCUCCACAAGGACAGCAUGACGAAGAAGCAUGUUGCUGCCGAGGAUGAUGAAUUACCCUCCAAGUUGCAACUAGGAGACGUCAGUCAGGGCAUAAUUUCAAACUCUUCUUCCAGUUGCCAACAUAAGAACGACCAGUGUGCUCCUCUUCCCAUAGACUCAAGAGAGAGGCUGAAUACAGAGCCUGCCAUUUCCAAGAGGGCGGAUUUCGAUGGCCUUGGCAUGGAGUUAGAUACCGAUAGAUUGAACGAAUCAGUAGGUGGAGAAGGAGCAAAAGAAGGGGUUCAGGUGACCAGGAAAAGGGGGAGGCCAAAGUCCAAAUGAUUUGGCUUCUGCAAUUUUGGUUUAGUCUAUUGGUUGUCAACAGCCGCAAAUGGUGUCUGUACAAUGUGUGUGAGAUUUGAGAGGUCGAUGAAACUAAGAUGGAAGCUCUUUCGGCCAUCUAAUCCGAUUUUCCU
Arabidopsis arenosa is the source of this 1388-nucleotide messenger RNA. The record is from the annotation of a GenBank genome assembly. NCBI's taxonomy places the organism in Eukaryota, Viridiplantae, Streptophyta, Magnoliopsida, Brassicales, Brassicaceae.